AGACUUUCAGGAUUACGUAAAUGAGUGAGCGGCUCCUACUCUCUGUAAUAGCCGAUAGAACUGAAGCUGAGUUGUGCCUUUUCCGCAACAUGGAUUCAACAAUACCUAAAGAAACUGAGAAGUACUGCGUCUUGUGCUGCCAAGAAGUUGAGAUUUUCGCCUUGGGAAAAUGUGACCACCCGGUUUGUUACAGAUGCUCCACCAAAAUGAGGGUGUUAUGUGACCAGAAGUACUGUGCCGUCUGCCGGGAGGAGCUCGAUAAGGUGAGGGUGCCUUUGCUACUGUGGCUCGAGGAUGGUGACCGUUGAUCCUAGCUAGGCCGCAAUGUUCUGGUAUUUCGAUCAGGAUACGGUGCAUGAAAAAAUAAACUGGGUGGAUCAUAUGUUAAGUAAAUAUCACGUAGACUAGUUAAAGUGACCAACAGGACUUGGCGAGUCUACAUACCCCCCCGCCGUGUCACUACCCUAGCAAAGGUAGCUCAAGAUAACAUCAGCAUGUCCAUCAAUGUAGCCUAGCUAGUUAGCUGACACGUAUAUCUCCGACUCAGAGUUAGUUAACAGGUAAAGUUUUGAGGGUUUUGUGUUUUUAGUUAGUAAUAUUGUAUUAGACAUGGACUUGAGAUUAAUUUAACUGGUGAAACAGUACAACCAGUCAGCUGUCACCUUUCAAACAAACCAACAUAAAGAACUUAUUGAAUGGGAUACCUAGCUAGUUGUUAUGAGUUUCUUUUUGAACCUAUUUAAAGACAAUUGUGUGUCUGGCUGUCAGGAUAUGGUAUGUUGGGGGUGUUUUCUCUCGAUUACAGGAUCUAUGUCGGUAACUAGCUAAAUUUACUAUGGCCAACUUGUCAUCUCAGCUGAACAGUAUUACUCCACGGAGGGCCUCGGUACCUGCCUCCCACUGAAGCGCUGUUUGCUGUCCAUGUUAUGGAAGUCAUGCUGUAAAUUUGGAAAAACACAUUGUCAGCAGAAAUUACAGCCGUAUGUGUUGCUGUCAAAACGUGUCCGGCGUCUUUAUUUCUUCAAGCUUUUCUGCACAGGCUGGGUCUUCAGGAUAAAGUCUUUCCCACAAUUCCACAGUACACCCAUUACAUGACAUUACACCUGAUCCCUGUGACAGCAGCAUUCAUAGUCAGUCACACACCCUAACUGUGCAGUAUCAGACACGUAAUGUCAGGAUUACUAAAAGAAAACAUUCCUCUGAUUGAAAUUUUGGACAUUAUUUACAUCACUUUACCAUGGUUCUGACUUUCAUGUUGCUCUUAGGUGGUGUUUGUUAAAAAACUGGAGGCCUUCUCGUGUCUGCCCUACCAGCAGUUCCCCAGUGAAAAGAAGCAUGAUAUCUAUUUUGGUGAUGACAGGAUAUACAGCCAGUUCAGGUACUGCUCUGCUCUAAUCCUUUUGAUUUUUUUUUUUUUUUUUUUUUUUUUGGGGGGGGGGUGCUCUUGUCUGUUGAAAAUGAAUAACUGUUGAAUGUUUAACAGUUAUAAUCAUUAUUGACUCCUGUGUCUAUUAAAUUCUUGCCAACAGGCAUGUAAAAGGUUGUUAAGAUUUAUGGUAAAUUAUAAAAUCAUAACCUAUACACUUGACAGUAUAAACAGAUAAAAAGGUAGCUUAUUGUGGAUAGAAUUAGAAUCAGCUUUAUUGGCCAAGUAUGUGUAUACAAGGAAAUUGACUGAUAGACUUUACUCUCUGUGUACGAACAUUAAACAUUAAGUAUGAUACAAAUAUGUACAACCUUACAGUAAACAUUUAAUGUAUACAAAGUACUGCUUAAGGCAGCAGUGAAAGGUCAGGAGUGCAAAGAAUGUUAAAUGAGAGAAAAAUAUAAAGAUUGGCCAUUAUAUAAAAGGUGGGUUAUGUACAUGAGGGAGAUAUGCAUUUGUUUUGAAUACAAUAUAAAUUUUAGAUUUAAAAUAGUGGUAUGCAAAGUGUAUGUUGUAUAAGAGAGUGAUGUAUGCAGUUACAAUAUUUAGGUAAGUUGUAAUGGUAGUUGGUAGUUUAAGGUUAUAGAUAAACAGUUAAUAGUAAGAAAUGUUACAUAUAUGAAUGCUUUGAAAAUUUGUUUUCCACAUUUAACCACUUGUGUUUCCUUUCACACUGUUUAAAAGUUUAUGCUGACCACUAUGUAAAGUGAAAGUUAGAUUUUUUUUUAUGUACCAAACUCUUGCAGCCUGCUACAGAGGCAGGGUUUUGUCUUUCACUCUGAAAAGGGGGAAUUGGGCAGUGCUGUUUCUUUGGUAAAAGAGACUCAUUAUCAUAACUUUCUGGUCAUUUAAAGUGUAGGAAUCAUUAUUACAAUUGAUGUUAGAUUGCUUAUUUUACUGAAAGAUAUUUUGGUUUGUUUCCCCAGUCAUUUCCUGUGUUAUUCUGAGUUGUAUUUUAUUGUACCUAAAGUUCUGAAAAGUUUGGGUCUGAUUCGGUUUUGCCACAAUUUUUGUGUUUCAAGGCAUUUACUGUUGCCAGAGUGUGUCCGCUGCCCAGAGCCUAAAGUUUUCUCCAAGUUUGAGGAGCUGGAGCAGCACAUGAGGAAGCAGCAUGAACUUUUCUGCUGCAAGCUCUGCACAAAGCAUCUCAAGGUAUACCUAAAGGACAUUGAUCAGAAGUGUUAACAACACAAAGAUACAACAUCCUCUAAGACAGUAGAUCCAACUUCAAACUUAAAUCUGCCUUCAGAUUUUCUCCCAUGAGCGCAAGUGGUACAACCGGAAGGAGCUAGCACGUCACAGAGCACAUGGAGACCCAGAUGACACGAGCCACAGGGGACACCCGCUCUGCAAGUUCUGUGACGAUCGUUACCUGGAUAAUGAUGAGCUUCUAAAACACCUACGCAGGGAUCACUAUUUCUGUCACUUCUGUGAUGCAGAUGGUUCACAGGAAUAUUACAGGUGUGCUUAUGUGUUGCAAAUACACAGAGAAAUGCAUGCUUUUAUGGUUUAUAUUUACAUUCUGUUUAUUAAUCAUGAUACACAAUACAAAAAAAGUGGCUACUGAACUUGAAUUCAAAGUUUGUGUCCAACAGUGAUUAUCAGUACCUGAGUGAGCACUUCAGAGAGAGUCACUAUCUGUGUGAGGAGGGCCGCUGUUCCACAGAACAGUUCACCCACGCCUUCCGCUCUGAAAUCGACUACAAAGCCCACAAGGCUGCAGCACACAGCAAGAACCGAGCAGAGGCUCGACAGAACCGCCACAUUGACCUGCAGUUUAACUACGCCCCGAGACAACAGAGGAGAAAUGAUGGUCCGUAAUGGUUUUCCAAGUUUUAGUGGUUGUGGACAUCUUAUUCAUAUUUUAUAGAUGGCCUUUUGUAUAGCUCAGGUUAAUGUAGUAGAGCACUUGUGUCUGUAGGUAUGGUGACAGGUGAAGACUAUGAAGAGGUGCGUCAAAGUCGAGGAGGCAGAGGAGGAAGGCCCCAAGGAGGACAGAAGAGCUGGAGAUACUCCCGGUGAGUCGAAGUUGGCAAUGUAGUUGGGAUCCAGUGAGGCUGCAGUGAUUUAUCUCAGCCGCUUGUCCUUUAUUUGCCAUACUUGAUGGUGAGAAAACAGUACAUGCAGUUGAUGGAAGGUGCCUUAUGUUUGACUAUAGAGGCCUUAGCCAACUUGAAGAUCUAGUUCUUAGUCUAGUACUACUAAACAAAAGAACAAACUGGAGCAACACUGGGUCAUUUGCAUUCUUGGUAUUUGAUGGGCAAGAUUUUGAGUGUAUCUGAUAAAGCGUGUAGAGGGGGUUCUGUCAGCUUCUACCAGAGUGUGAAGUUUGAUAAUUGUAUUUUUGUUACCUGUCCAAUUUGACCUCUUAAUUCUUUCAACCUGCCUUUGUUGUACAGAGAGGAAGAAGACCGGGAGCUGGCAGCUGCUCGGAGGGCAUCCUUGGCCAUGCAUAGACAGGAGGAGAGAGGACCAGCAGCGCACGAGAGGAGCACUCCCAAACACUGCCGGGAGGAGAGGACCGAACCAGAGGAGCCCAGACAUAGGUCUGGACAGAUCAAACCAAUGAGCAAGCCACCAGGUGGGACAAAGUGUAGCAGUUUGUUUGCAUAUAUUUUCCCAUUUGGCUAAGUUAAACCAGAUAAAUUCACCUCACGGCUACAGGAACUCACUCCCAAGGUUUUUGUUCAUCUUUCCACAGUAAGAACAAUGAAAAGCAAUAAUCCAGAAGAUGAUUUCCCAGCUUUAGGAGCUACAGCAGCCACAUCUAUGUAAGUUUUCCACACACAUUCAAACUGAGAUCCUCAACGAACAACAUCCUGGCUUCAAGUGUUGAUUUAACCUGUGGUCUGUGUUUCUCUUUAGUGUAAAGCCAGCACCUGUGGUGGUGACAGCUGCCCAACCUGCUUUAAAGGAAGAUGACUUCCCCAGCCUCUCAUCAGUUGCCAUGACAACCCCCAUGACCCCAGCAUACUCUGCCCAACCGAAGAAAACUUCCUCAUUCCAAGAGGAGGACUUCCCAGCUCUUGUAUCAAAGAUUCGACCCCUCAAAGCUGCAGCCAGCAGAAACUCUGCUUGGUCUACUCAUACUGCCACCACAGCUAAACCCAGCACUCACCUACCUCUUGUAUCUAGAAGUUCUCCUCAGCUUUCAUCUGCCUCCUCUGGCCCACAGCCCCUCUCCUCUUCCACUUCCUCAUCAUCAUGCAAGAAGAAGAAAGUAGGGCAGAAUGGGAAAGGAGUGUCUACUCGUUCUCCUCCUCCUUCUGACGAUGAUAAGGAAGGAUUGACGCAGCAGGAAUUCCGCUCUGUGCCCACCAUGUUGGAUAUCUCCUCUCUGCUCACUGUUAAAAGUGGGAACAGCAAAAACUCUACAGCAAUUUCCACUGCUUCAAACCAGAGCUCCAGCACAGAUCCUCCACCUUCUAAAGCCAGCAAGAAGAAAAAGCAGCAGAAGAUCACAGCUGCUCCCUCCACGUCUGUGUCCUCAGCAUCAGGGCUCACUCAGACAUUAAAUUCAAUCUCAGGGGAAACAGCAGCACAGAAGGAGAAUGUGCCUGAGAAAACUUGGAGUAAACCUCUUAAUGGUGCUGUGACAGCAGCUCUGACAAGUGGAUUGGCAAAUGGCUACCCUGAAAAGACACAACCAGUCAAUAAAGAAGCUGUUGCAGUGAAGCCAAACUCAAGCAGGGACACUUCUGUUGAUCAGGAAGAAGAGUUCCCAGCACUCAUCACCAAGAACCCGCCACCAGGUACAGCAAUCUGACAGUUAACACGUCCCCUUUUCCUGACAUUUAACCUAAUUUACUCAUUUCCAUCUUUAGGUCUGUCAGUCCGGGUGGGUCACCUAUAGAGUAACUUUGCAUGAUCUGAAGCCCCCAGAAAAGAUUUAGUUGUCUAUUACUGGCAUUGUAUUGGCUACUUUUUCAGUGAUUUUAAAAUUGGACACAGCUUGGGUGCACAUGCUGUAAUUUCUUAAUUUCUUUUGUAAAGUUUUUACUGAACAAGGAGUGACACAGACUCUAGAAAUGAACUUGAAAUGCUCCAGCAUCCCAUAUAUCUGUGAUCGACAAUCAUGAAUGUAAUCUGUUUGGUUUUGAGAUUUUUUGUUCUUUAUUUACUUUGUUUAUUUGGCAGGGACAAAUGCAUGAGACAAUGCUUCAUAGUGCAUACAAAGGUAGUGUUUCAUCUCAAGUUUAUAGGCAUGUGCAAAGUUGGAAGCUAAAAGCCAGUCAAAAGCCAAGAAACGAGACAGCACAGACAUGGCAGCAAUAAAGCAGCACAUGUAAACAGCGUAUUGGACAUCCCAAACUAAGCUUUAUGACUAAUGAGCAUAAAGUCGUUUAGAUGUGUUUUUUGAUCCAGGUUCAGGAGCAGUUUUGGAUGUGCAUUCUACACAAUUGAAAUAUGAACCUUAACCCCCUUUUUUGCUUUUUAUAUCAGUGACUGCAAUUAAAAAGAGAGGAUUUGUUAACACUUUGUAUUUCAGGCUUCAAGAGCUCCUUUCCAAUGAAGGCUUCAGCUCCUGCCCCAUCCUCAACAAUGCCGCCACCGGGCCUGGGAAUCUCAGCCACUAAACCUCCACCAGGCUUCACCGGGAUCCCCCUUAACAGUAAUGUGGUGGAGCCUGCUCCCACUUCAGUCAACCCGUGAGACAACCUCUGUUUCUCUCUUUCCUUACCUUUUGAUCUGUGGACGUUUAUUUAUAGUCGGUCGUCUUUUUUUUAAUUUUUUUUCUAAUUUUAAUUUUCAGGCCUGCUAAGAUGUCGAGCAAUGGUUACCUGGUACCAGAGGACUUCCAGCAGAGGAACCUGGAGCUGAUCCAGUGCAUCAGGAAGUACCUACACAAUGAUGAGUCACAGUUCAACGAGUUCAAAAACUACUCUGCACAGUUCAGACAGGUACCCACCACAUGCUUAUCAAUAUUAUCACCCUGAGUUUUUGUACUUCCAUCACUUUUUGGAUGUUUUGCUUCUGCACUUUUUAUUUGCAGGAGUAAUCAUCACAUUUAUUAGUUCUUUAGGAGAUUGAUACUUGAGAAUCUGUCAAAACCAGUGGUUAACAAUUGUAAACAACAAAGAAGAUCACAUGCUCAUCUGUGGGACCUCAGUUGAAUCAUUUUCUUUGCUUGUAAAUCUCCUGUCUCUCUGUCUGUGUCUGCAGGGUGUGAUAUCAGCAGCCCAGUACCACCACAGCUGUAAGGACCUGCUUGGUGAUGACUUUAACCACAUCUUCAAUGAGCUUCUGGUUCUCCUGCCAGACACGGGCAAACAGCAGGAGCUCCUAACAGCCCACGGAGAUUCUAAGGCACUGGAGAAGCAGUCAGGCACUGGAGGAGGAAAGAAAAACAAGAACAAGAAGAAUGCCUGGCAAAGGCCGACCACAGGGGACAACGCAGCAGCUGAGCUGGACUGCCAGGUGUGCCCCACUUGUAGACAAGUGCUGGCCCCUAAAGACUUUAACUCCCACAAGACCCUGCACAACAGGGAGAAUGAAGAGUUCCCCUCCUUGCAGUCAAUUAGCCGCAUCAUCAGCUAGCCUUAGUCACUUUUUUUGUCCCUGCUCUGUCUGCCAACAUGGGGCAAACAUUCUGCUGCCUUGUCAAUCCCUGCAGCUGCCAGUGUGAAAACAGCAGCCUGUGACCAUUUCCCAGGGGAGCUCGGCGCUUAUAUCUCAUCCUGACCAGACUGUAACAUGGUUUGUGGUGUUCUUUUGAUGGGGAUCACAUCACUAGGUCUAUGUGAAUGGUUAAGCAGUUAAGACACAAAACCCUUCCCCAUUUCAACCUCAUUUUCACUUACAUCUUGUGAAGCUGUCUCCAGCUGGACCUAGCUCUUUGAGUUUAUUUAAUGAAGGUGGAGAGACCAUCUAAUGCUUUAAUUAAAAUCAGUGCCCUCUAAUGCAAAAAUUGUAAUGAUACAUUUUUCUAUCUUGUUUUUUAUUUUAAUUUUAACAAGAGACAAAAUGUAUUUUGCUCAUUAUUCAUUUUUGAGUGGCUUAACAAUAAAUUAACAGAAAUCUACUUGUUCUGACCAUUUAGCACAAAAAAGUUUAAGUUUAGCUUUUUGAAUCACUUGAAAUUUUUGCUUCAUAUAGAAAAAAAGUUGUUUAAAAUGUCACUUAGGAAAGUGGCAAGAAUCAAAAGGCAGUUCAGGAAUUAAAAGAAAAUUAGAUUUUAGUUUUCUUUUAUUCUGUUCAUAUCAUAUUUUCAUGUCCUAGAGGGAACUUUCUCCAAAAUUGUAUCUGAUCUAAUAUCACCCACCGUUUCAUUUGGUGUACAGGCUGAGUGAUGAGUUGGUUUAGUAAUGCUGUUAUGUUACCCAAGGGUUAUAUGGAAACUAAAAUGGCAUCAAAGAAAUCAGUAUCCAUGUGUGUUUUUUUACAGUUAUGAUCUACCCUUUUUUUAAAGAUCAGCUUUUAAUGUGAUAAUAUCACUGACUUUAGUAGGGUUUGAGUUUCAUGGAAAUGUCCAUGAAGAAAUGCCCUCUUAUUUCAUAUUGCCUUCUACACAUAAAAGACAUUUUCAUUCCAGCCUGCCACAGUCUAGUCUCUUUCGCAGUCUAAGGCCCAGCUUUGACACGCAGGGCGUGCUUGCUUUGUUGUCCUCUCUGUCAGGACACUGACUUGGUCUGUGUGUGUGUGUGUGUGUGUGUGUGUGUGUGUCUGUCUGUCUGUCUGUCUGUCUGUCUGUCUGUCUGUGUUUUGGGAGCAGUAGCAUCUGUGUUUGAAUGAAUGUACUCCACAUCAUACAGCAGCUCACAGGAUUUUCUGUCUGGCUUCAAUAAAGCUGUUUUUAUCAGCA
Molecule: messenger RNA, 8228 nt
Organism: Xyrichtys novacula (pearly razorfish)
Lineage: Eukaryota; Metazoa; Chordata; Actinopteri; Labriformes; Labridae
Source: the annotation of a GenBank genome assembly